Molecule: messenger RNA, 632 nt
Organism: Cotesia glomerata
Lineage: Eukaryota; Metazoa; Arthropoda; Insecta; Hymenoptera; Braconidae
Exons: 3
Coding region: 113-595 (160 amino acids)
Source: RefSeq, a predicted model, not a curated record
ACGAUAAGACUCUCAGAAUUGUACGAUUAUUCGACGUAUAAAUAAGAGUAAUGUGAAUCACUUGUUAGUGUCAAAUAAAAUUUCAUUAUUGAAAGGACUAUCAAUUUAUAAAAUGAAAUUCGAAAUAUUUACUUUAUGUGUGAUCACACAAGUGUUUAUUGCAACGACAUUCGCAGAAGAUAGAGUUGAAGCAACUGUUGAUCUGGUGCAAAUCAACCCAGAAGUAACGUAUCUCGUCGAAGAAGCAAUGAAAAAAUUUAAAACUAGUUUCUCUGAAGGGGUACUCAGUGAAAAUCUGUUUUAUCCGACACAACAAUACUAUAACGAUAUUUGGAUAAAAUAUGCUAAAGUAAAAAUCAUUAAUGGAGAAAGACAGUACGAAAUAAAAACUAAGUUAUUUAGAUAUGGUCCAGAACGAAAAAUCUACGCACACGCCGAAUGUUCGAUUACAGUAAAAACAAAUACUCUUGAUCCUUAUGAAGUUGACUGCUACAUUUCUACUAGGAACGGAUGUUUUGUUUAUUAUGAUACACGUCAACCUCACAUAUACAAAACUUGUAAUCUUCAAUUAAUACGCACUUUAAAAAAAAAUUAAUUUUUUCCGAGCUAUCAAUCAUCCACUUCGCUGUGCU